AAACUUAUGUACCAUAUAAAAUAAUUGAAUGGAUUCCAUAUGAUAAUUUAGAAGACAUUAAAUAUCUAACAAAAGGUGGAUUUUCUGAAAUUUAUACAGCAAUUUGGAUUGAUGGAAGAUGUGAUGAAUGGGAUUCUAAAGAACAAAGAUUAAUAAGAUUUGGAUCUAUCAAUGUAGUUCUUAAAAGCUUAGAAAAUGUUGAAAGUGCAAAUCAAAGUUGGUUUGAAGAGGCUAAAUCACAUUUAACUAUAAGUAAUAUAUAUGAAGAUGUUGUUGGGUGUUUUGGUUUAACACAAAAUCCAUCAAAUAAAAUUAUAUGCUUGUAAUAAGAAAAAAGGAUGUUGAUUUGAGAAAUUAUUUACAACAAAAUCAUAAUCUACUCACAUGGAAAGAAAGAAUUAGCAUUAUAUAUGAAAUAACUAGUGCACUUUAUUUUAUUCAUAAAGAAAAUGCAAUUCAUAGAGAUUUGCAUUCUGGAAAUAUAUUAUACUCAAAAUUUAAUGAUUCUUGGUAUAUUAGUGAUCUUGGAUUUUGUGGACCUGCUGAUAAAUCAUCAAAAAGCAUAUAUGGAAAUCUUCCUUACAUAGCACCUGAAGUCAUUAUUGGAAAGGAUUAUACUUUUAAAUCUGAUAUUUAUACUAUAGCAAUUCUUAUGUGGGAAAUUUCUUCUGGACAACUACCAUUUAUUAAUUAUAAAUAUGAUGAUUAUGAUCUUGCAAUGGAUAUAAUUAAUGGUAUGAGGCCGGAAAUUGUUUUAGAAAUUCCUUUAGAAUAUAAAAAAUUAAUGGAACAAUGUUGGGAUGCUGAUCCAUCAAGAAGACUUGAUAUUAUUACACUUGAUGAAAAAAUAGGUGAAAUUCAUUUAUUGUAUCAAAGUAAACCAGAUGAGUUAACUCUUCAAUCAAAUGUAAAUAGUAAUGACUUAGAGAUGAAUAAGACAAAUAUGAAUUAUACAAGUAGCAGAUUAUUUACAACUAAAGUUUAUCAAUUUGAAAAUUUUCCUGAACCAAGAAAUGCAACAAAAGAAGAACAAAAAGCAUUUUAUAGUAAAUCAUAUAACUUCACUAUUCCCUACAAUGUUGAUGAUUUUGAUAGUCAGAUUUCCAAAGAUAAUAGUAAAAGUGAAUUAUCCAAAGAAUUUAUUAAGUUAAAAAUAAAUGAUAUUCAAACCGAUUAUAAUGAAGAAAAAAUAAUGCCACAGCGUAUUGUUAUUGAUGAUGGAGAUGAGAUGUAUAAUGAUCCAAAUCUUCAUUCAGAAGAACAAGAUGAAUUGGAAAUACCUGAUGAUCUUUAGAUUGUUUAAAUAUGAGUGAUUUUUUUUUACAACUGAAAUUUACUAUUCUGUCAAAAUUUUUUUUAUUAACAAUUAUUUAACACUAAGACUAGAGUAGCAAAAUCUAUUGCAGGUUUCUUAGUUUGUAAUUGGAUAAUUCAUCGUUAUAUUUUUUAUCCAACAUUAAGAUUAGAGUAGCAAAAUAUUUUGCAAAUUUCUUAGAGUUUGUAAUUGUUAUA
Rhizophagus irregularis DAOM 181602=DAOM 197198 is the source of this 1512-nucleotide messenger RNA. RefSeq lists its product as uncharacterized. NCBI's taxonomy places the organism in Eukaryota, Fungi, Glomeromycota, Glomeromycetes, Glomerales, Glomeraceae. The record is from RefSeq and is a predicted model, not a curated record.